CAUCAUCAAGCACAACGGAUAACAGGUUCGACACGCGAGCUUCUUCAAUGGCCCUCAAGCCACUUUCAAGGAGCGCGGUCAUGCUUUGUCCAGAUGCUCAUGGAUGAGCCAUCUCUGUGCCCAACGCGGUCAUGCCAUCCGCAAUAGACUUUACCUUUACCCUAGUCGGAGAUCCCCGCCGCGGUUGGGUGUCGCAUGAUGCGUCGUUCCGUAGCUUCGCUCGGACGCGUCGCUGUUUGCCAUCAGCCACCACCUUUACUGACGCUUCACUGUAGCUAUCUAGCUCUUGGAACACCCUAUUGCAUCUAUAUAUUACUCAGAUACAAGCAGUAGCAAGAUGCGUCUCCAAGCUGCCCUCGUAAGCCUUAUCUCCGUCGCCUCAGCGUCCAACCUGCCAUCACCCCAGCACUUCUUCGCGAAUUCGUCCUCCAGCGAUGGAUCCGGCUUUAAGAUUCCAACGGUCCACGAGUCUGCCGUCCAAGCUCGCAGGAUCAUGCGCCUAGAGAACAUCGGCACCUUAUCUACUGUCUUCCCAGAUUCUCACAUCACUGAGCAACGACCUUCGGAUGUCGGCGGCGCGCCCAUAGGCCUGAUGGACUACUUCGGUGAUUGCGAGUCCGACUCAGGCAACCCGACCAUUCUCGCCAUCACCAUCGCGACCUCCUUCAAGAACGUAGAUGCCGGCUCCAACAUCACCCUAAGCAUGCGAUGGCACCCCCAGGACAACAAGUGGCGCAGCCCAGCAUCGCUCCCUCGCUUCUCGCUCGUCGGCCGUCUUGAGGACAUUGAUAUGGAUGCUGUCAAGAAGCUGGGUGUGACGGCUUGCUAUGUCAAGAAGCACCCGGAUGCUGCGUGGUGGCUGCCGGGCAAUAGCAUUCAUGAGAGCAAGUGGGUGCGUCUCGUUGUCGAGGAGAUAUACUGGAUCGGAGGCUUCGGAGAUCGUGCAUACAUUGGAUGGAUUCCCAAGGAUGAAUGGUACAGCGUUACUCAAGAGGAGAUUGAUGGCGUUCAGCUGCCUGGAGAGAAGCAAAGUGUCUGGAACACUCUCGGAAGCUGGUUCGGAAUGGGUCAGCAAGAGGAUGGAGCGUUUGAGCUCUAGAUUGAUUAAUGAGAAACAGGGCAUGAUACUGCUUGGCACCUUCACAUGUGGAUCAUGUAAGGUGACUUAGCUGGACUUCAAUACACCCCAUGGGGUGCAGACCAUGACUUCUAGUGCUCUUCCAUAUGGUAUCCGUUUGGGCCAUCACGACAGGUAUUCAUACGCUACCUUUAGCUGACUCUGGCUACUUGUAUGUGCAGCGAGAUCAUAUCGAGAUACGAGACCUGAUUCCCUUCCUUAAAUUGUUCGAACCACCCGAUAGUCGAAGCUUUAUUUAGCUUUCACGUGAAUAAAGUUCCCGAAAUUGGCAAA
Alternaria rosae is the source of this 1411-nucleotide messenger RNA. Its product is annotated as pyridoxamine 5'-phosphate oxidase-domain-containing protein. The transcript has a single exon. The record is from RefSeq and is a predicted model, not a curated record. The coding region runs from base 338 to 1099 and encodes 253 amino acids. NCBI's taxonomy places the organism in Eukaryota, Fungi, Ascomycota, Dothideomycetes, Pleosporales, Pleosporaceae.